Messenger RNA from Episyrphus balteatus (marmalade hoverfly), 3325 nucleotides. It is a transcript of the gene cert, whose product is annotated as ceramide transfer protein. The transcript is spliced from 10 exons. Gene Ontology annotation, molecular function: phosphatidylinositol-4-phosphate binding. Gene Ontology annotation, cellular component: Golgi apparatus. Lineage: Eukaryota; Metazoa; Arthropoda; Insecta; Diptera; Syrphidae. The record is from RefSeq and is a predicted model, not a curated record. The coding region runs from base 333 to 2135 and encodes 600 amino acids. Gene Ontology annotation, biological process: ER to Golgi ceramide transport.
UUUUAUCUUUAUAAAUUCCCAAUUCAAAGUCAAGUGUGAAGACAAUCAGGAGAAAAUUUUAAAGAACAAAAAAAAACUCCUCACAAUUUUUUUUAAUUCACGCACAAAUAUUCUCAAACGCUAAUUAGAUAUCAAUAAAAUAUAAAAAGACAAAAAAAAAAAAAAAGACUGCGCUCGCUCCAGUUGCAAUCAAAAAAAAUCAAAUGACUAAACAUUUGUGACCACAGUGAGGUCAUUUUAUUCGUUAGCCAAAAAAACUCAAUCAAAAACACAUAAAAAAAGAGACUCCUUCGAUCGUCAAAUAAAAAAAAAAGGUUUAAAGUGCUUCAAUCAUGGACGACACAAGCUCCACAACAACAAAUAGCCACAGCAAUGUUUUAACUUCCACAAUCGAAGGAAACAAUUCGGCCAGUGAAGAAUCGGAUCAAGAAUUCCUCGAUAAUACAGUUGAAUUGCGAGGCUAUUUAAGUAAAUGGACGAAUUACAUUUAUGGUUGGCAACCAAGAUAUAUUGUUUUAAAGGAUGGAACAUUGUCAUAUUACAAAAGCGAAACAGAAAGCGAUUUUGGAUGUCGUGGAGCUAUAAGUCUUAGCAAAGCUACAAUUAAGACCUAUGAAUCCGAUGAGUUACGUUUCGAUGUAAUGGUAAACAAUUACAAUAAUUGGUGUCUUCGUGCUGAGAAUCCAGAUGAUCGUAUGCAUUGGGUUGAAGUUUUGCAAUUAUAUAAAGAAGAAUCAACUAGCACAGAUACACAAUCAUUGCGACGUCAUGGAAGUACAAUGUCCUUACAAUCAAAUACAUUAUCAGCUGCCAGUGGUAGUAGCUUGAAGAAAACACAAAGAAAUCUUAAAGAAAAAGUUGGUGAAAUUGAAACAUUCAAAGAUAUUCUUUUUGGGCAAAUUGAAACAUUGCAAAGAUAUUUUGAUGCAUGUGCUGAUAUAAAUAAAGCAACAGGAAAACCACUUGAUCUUGGCGAUGGAUUAAAACCAAUAGAUUUUAAAGGUGAAUCAAUAACAUUUCGUGCUACAACAGCUGGUGUUAUAACCACACUUCAACACUGCCUUGAAAUAAUUGCCGAACGUGAUGAAUCUUGGAGGAAAAAAUUAGAUAAGGAGACUGAAAAACGCCGCAAAACUGAUGAGUUAAAUAGAAAGUACAAAGAUGAAAUUGAAAAGUUAAAGAACAUCUCAUAUCCAGGUCCUGAUUUUGAGGAAGGACCCAAUUCUACUCUACCAGAAGAUGAAUUCUUUGAUGCUGUCGAAACAGGUCUGGAUCGAAUCGAAGAGGACAUGCAAUUGAGAGUUAAAUUGAAACUGCAAUCGCAGUUAUCACAAACCCUGGUAAAUGUACCUCAUCAGGCACAGAAUGAGAGCGAAGAUGGACAGGAUGAGUUUGGAUCAGGAACCAUUGCCAGGCAACAUGAACUUUGGCCAGAAAUUGAUCGAGUAUGCAAAGAACAACUACACUAUGCCCGUGAAGGUGUUGGUCAAGGUGGAAAUGGUUGGCAAAUAUUUGCCGAUGAAGGUGAAAUGAAAAUGUACAAACGUGAAGAAGAAGUUAAUGGCAUGGUAAUGGAUCCAUUAAAGGCAUGUCAUGUUGUCAAAGGUGUAACUGCCCGAGAGAUGUGUCAUUAUUUCUUUAUGCCAGAGUUUCGAAAUGAUUGGGAAACUACAUUGGAAGACUGCACAAUUUUGGAGAAAAUUUCUCCAGAAACAUUAGUAUUUUUGCAAACACACAAACGAGUAUGGCCAGCAAAUCAGAGAGAUGCAUUAUUUUGGUCGCACAUGAGAAAAGUUACAGAUAAUUUGGAAAAAGAUGCCACAGAUGUUUGGAUUGUUUGUAAUAAUUCAACUGAACGAACUGGUUACCCGCCCAACACUGGAAAAUGCAUUAGGAUAUUCCUUACAGUUAUUCUUGUGUGUCAAACAAAUUUGACACCGGGAAAAACAAAGAAUGAUGAACUUACCAGAGAUGAUCUGACGUGUAAAAUUACAUAUUGCUCAGUUGUAAAUCCCGGUGGUUGGGCCCCAGCAUCAGCACUGCGAGCAAUUUACAAACGUGAAUAUCCCAAGUUCCUGAAACGAUUCACUCAUUAUGUGAUAGACCAGUGUAAAGACAAACCUAUUAUGUUUUGAUAUUUGAAGCUCGUAAUUAAAUUGGUUUUGUAUUUAUAAAAAAAAAAAACAUGAAAUGAAAUGAAAAAAAAAAACAUCAAAUACCGUUAUUGUAAGCCUAUUUUAAUAAUGUAUGUAUAUGUAUUUGUUUAAAACAAUUCAUUUUGUAAUAGCUUUUACUUAUGUUUAUAAAUAUUUACUAUUUUUAUACAAUUUAUAUUAAAAAAAUAUUUAAAAAGAAAACAUAAAUUGUUUGUUGUAUGUGUUUUUCUUUUUUGUUAAUAAACACACACAAAAUAAACAAACAAAUUGAAAAAAAAAAAAUAUCACAAGGAACUGUUGCACUAAACUAAAAUUAAUUGUUUUUUGUUUUUGAUUUUUUUUUAUUCAUAAGAACUGUUUUUUUGAAUUUUGAAAUUGUUUUUUUUUCUUUUUUUAAUAUUUUUUAUUCAAUAAAACGUUUAUAUAUUUUUAACGAUGUUGUGAGUAAAUGUUUACGUUUUUAACUCACAGCAAUCCUAAGUGUCUUUUUGUAACUUACACAACAACAUAAAAAAAUAAUUAACAUGUUUUAUAAUAAAGAAAAAAGAAUGUAUAUUUAUCAUUAAAAUAAAAACAAUUAAAUAUUAAAUUAAAAACAAAAUAUAUGCCUUCCUGUAACAUUGUAUUUUAAUUUUUUUUAAUUAUUAUUCUUUCUUUUAAUUUUUUCAUACAAUUUAUCAUUGUAAAGAAGCACAUAACCACACACACAAAACAAAAACCCCAAUCGUCUUUAUAGAUCGUAGCUUUUUUUCUAUAUGCUAUAAUAUUGAUAGCUUUAUAUGUGAUCAAAAUUAUAACUAUAAUGUAUUAUAAUAAACCAAUUUUUGGAAUUUAGGAAAAAAAAAUAAAAACAAAAAAAAAAAAACUAAUGUAAAAUAAUACAAUUUUUUAAAAAACUAAAAAUUUAUAUAUAACUUGUAUCUCCAUUGAUGAUCUGUAUGUUAUUUUUUUUUUCUGUUUUUGAGUAUAAAAUGUAUAAUCAAAUUAUUUAUAGUUAUAUAAAUCAAUUUAUUAAAACAAAAAAAGAAAGACAAAUAAGUGGAAUCUGUACACAUUAAGAAGAAACAAAAAAAAAAGGAAAUGUUACUCAUGAACUGGACCUGGUUAUGUAUAAAAGAAAAAAGAAUAUAUUAGUGUGAAUAAUAAAUAAACGAAACUAUAAAACUUUA